Molecule: messenger RNA, 1230 nt
Organism: Cyphellophora attinorum
Lineage: Eukaryota; Fungi; Ascomycota; Eurotiomycetes; Chaetothyriales; Cyphellophoraceae
Product: Protein farnesyltransferase subunit beta
Exons: 5
Coding region: 1-1230 (409 amino acids)
Biological process (GO): protein farnesylation
Cellular component (GO): protein farnesyltransferase complex
Molecular function (GO): protein farnesyltransferase activity
Source: RefSeq, a predicted model, not a curated record
AUGCUUCCCCAAGACGACGACCUUGCUGAUAUAUUCUCAAUACCGUCGCACUUUCGAACCCUACCACCACUGAGGGACGAGGUCGUCACUGCAACUUCGAUAGCUCAGGAUGAAACUACUGAUGAGUGUCUCCCGUUGCUGGCUGCCGCUCUUGAUGCCCGUGAGAACCCCUUGGCAUUCAACCAAUUUGGCAUCCCAAAGCUGCGUGUGGAAGACCAUGCCGAGUUUCUACGCAACAAUCUUGCACGCUUUCCUGCUCGUGCCGUCGGUCUGGAUGCUAGUCGGCCGUGGCUCGUGUACUGGGGUCUAUUGGGAUUGCAUUUCCUUGGAGAAAAUAUAGCAUUUGCAAGAAGCAGUGUAUUCAACACUUUCUUUGCCCUGCAGAACGCUACUGGAGGUUUUGGGGGCGGGCAUGGUCACAAUUCGCAUCUGGCCACAACGUACGGUACCAUACUGAGCAUUGCAAUUGUGGGAGGAGACACCAACUAUCGACUGAUAGAUCGCAUGGCUAUGUGGCGGUGGCUUGGUCGCUUGAAGAAGGAAAGUGGCGGGUUUCAGAUCAGUGAGGGCGCCGAAGAGGAUACAAGAGGCACAUACUGCGCUCUAGUGAUCCUAUCGCUGCUGAACUUGCCGAUGGAGCUUCCUCAUGACGCCCCAUCACGGGCUGCCGGCUUCAAGACGUUUGACGACGGAAUUGGUGAGUAUAUCUCACGAUGUCAAACGUACGAAGGCGGUAUCUCUGGCACGCCUGGCAAUGAGGCUCACGGUGCCCACUGGAUUGGUGGUUGCUGGCCUAUGAUCCAGAAUGCACUGUUCGGACCAUCUACUCCUGAGCAGUACGAAGAGGAUUCUGCUGGAGAUCUGUAUAGCGCGGAAGGCCUGGCUCGUUACAUAAUGUGUUGCUGUCAAGCAUUGCCGGGUGGUCUGCGAGAUAAGCCGUCAAUGAACCCAGAUUCGUACCACACUUGUUACACACUGUCGGGAAUCAGCACAACGGAACAUCAUCAUGGGUAUCAGACACCACAAGAGCCAGGUCAAUUCGCUUCCGCGUUCUCCUGGUGGGCUGUCAAGAAGACACCGCAGGAAGAUGGAGACAUCGCCGCGUUCGAGGAUGGCACCGAGAUCGAGCCUAUGCAUCCGAUCUAUGCCAUUCCUCAUGCAGCCGUGGAUGAGAUACGCAAAUGGAGUCUGUCUCAACCUUGGCGCCCGUCACUAGACUCACCAUCCUGA